AUGUUUCAGGGGUCGGUGUCUCUUAGAGCAACUACAAUAACGGUUGAUCUCGAUGAAGUGAAGCAGUAUUUGCAAAAUCUAGAGGAGGAUUUAGAGAAGCUAAAGGGUCUAGAGGAGUCGUAUGUUUGCGAAGGAAGGGAAAAAUCACCAACUGUCGAGGAAUAUCUACAGCAUCUGAAUGACCAUGACACGCCAAUAAAGCAUCGAGGACGCUUCAGAGAGCACAAAGUCUCUAGAAUUUACUAUAAGCUCCGAGAAAGCUUGAGGGGCCCCUUCAGAAAACAAGUAAGUCAUCACCGCGAGAUAUCGCCGGAAGAAACUCAAAAAAACGACAACCUUGCCCUCUAUCCUUCAUACGCAACGUUUCCGGAAGAUAUACGGGAAGAACCUGAUCAAGCAAAAUCAGACUCGCUAGAUCAUAGCUUCAGCAGAAUCAGUCGUGCUAGUAGGAAGAGCGAGGAGUCUGUCCUGCUUUCCCAAAAAAGAUCCUUAUCACGUUAUAGUUCGGUAAUUCGGUAUCCGUCGUCAGUGGUUGAGGUUUACAUUGGAGGUGAUUUAUUUGAUAAUCACAGUGACUUCAACAGACAAUUUAGUUUUGCACGGCCCAGAUCCACUAACGGCAGAGACGAUAAUUAUUCGAUGGCUUCGCUGGUGAUUCCGGGAUUUCAAACAGUGCCGAUCAGAAGAGAUUCACUCGCUGCGUUUAACGCUUCGAGUCGUCGUAACAGCAGACUUUACAGACAUCUAUCACGAACGCUGGUCGACAUUGAGCAAGGAUCGGGCUCCACGUCGAACGACGAAUGGCAGCCGGAGCGGGAACACCGCAGCGAAACGCAUUCAACCGGUGUUUAUUCUCUAAUUUCAGACCCCAUCUCUGGAUUCCACGCGGAUAGACCGGUGCAAAGUCCAAUGGGAGACGAAGGAUCAGCUCCAUGUUCAACGCGCACGUUCAACUACGUUUCGGCCUUCACAAACGUAUUCUUGGGGCAUCGUUCCCAAGAAGCGCUGGAGUCUAGCAUUGAUUCAGACGAUGAGGAUGAGGAUGAUCAAGGUUCACACUACUCUAUUCUGCAAUCUCCCCCACAUUUCCAUCGUGAUGAUAGUAGACCGCCUCAUCGUUACGUUUAA
Molecule: messenger RNA, 1128 nt
Organism: Ogataea haglerorum
Lineage: Eukaryota; Fungi; Ascomycota; Pichiomycetes; Pichiales; Pichiaceae
Exons: 1
Coding region: 1-1128 (375 amino acids)
Source: RefSeq, a predicted model, not a curated record